Lactuca sativa (garden lettuce) is the source of this 1053-nucleotide messenger RNA. RefSeq lists its product as uncharacterized. Gene Ontology annotation, molecular function: structural constituent of ribosome; mRNA binding. The record is from RefSeq and is a predicted model, not a curated record. Lineage: Eukaryota; Viridiplantae; Streptophyta; Magnoliopsida; Asterales; Asteraceae. Gene Ontology annotation, biological process: translation. Gene Ontology annotation, cellular component: ribosome.
AACCUCCUGCUGAUGCAAAUCUUGAAAACCUAUCGCCGUCGGACUGUAAAUCUUGUCUAAAACCCUGCAUUCCUGGUUUUUCAUUUUUCCCAUCAAUAUUUUCCAUGAUCACGCAAGAAUAAGGCUAUUAACAUGAAGAAAUACUACUACCAAAGACUUUCCCAAUCCCUCUCACUUCACCAAUUUCGUUUAUUAGGGCUUCGAAGCUCCAAUUUGAUUGAAUCUCAUCCCCCACAAUGUACCAAUUUGCAUACCAUCCGAGGAUUCUGCGCUUCUCCACAACAAUCAAAUUCAAACCCUUCAACGCCGUCCAGUCGCGUCUCGGACAUCGUUAACGAGCUAAUGAAUUUAACGUUGCUUGAAUCCGCAGACUUGACUGAGGUUAUGAGGAAGAAAAUGGGUAUAAAUGAGAUGCCGGUAAUGGCGGUGAUGAUGCCCGGCAUGGGGCUGAAGACCGGAAUGAAAGGAGGCGCCGGCGGUGCGGUGAAAGGUGGGGAAGAGAAGGCGGCAGAGAAGACAGCGUUUGAUUUGAAACUUGAAGGUGGAUUUGAUGCUGGGUCGAAGAUUAAGAUCAUUAAGGAAGUGAGAACAUUUACUGAUCUGGGUUUGAAGGAGGCUAAAGAAUUAGUGGAGAAAGCUCCUACCUUGUUGAAGAAAGGAGUACCAAAAGAGGAAGCUGAGAAGAUUAUUGAGAAAAUGAAGGCAAUUGGGGCUAAAGUCAUUAUGGAAUGAGGUAACUUUGGAGAUCAUGGCAGAGUUUCUUAACCUCAUACGCAUACUUAUGUUCUUUGUAGAAGUGUUCAUUCAUAUUUCUAUGCCAAAAAAGCAACAUUUAAGGUUUUAAGGUUUGGUACACUGGUAUCAUAGGAACUGAAGCUUUUUAGAAGAUCAUUUACCUUCUCUUUUUGAUAUUUUUUCAUCCCAAAAUAAUUGUAACAGAGAGUUGUGAUCCAGAUUUUGAACAAUUUGUGCAUCAUGAUCGCAUGCGCUAGUAAAAUAGUCUUCAUUUCUUACCUGAAAAAAAAAAAAAACAAUCCUGAUUGGUCUUCUCAA